This is a messenger RNA of Suillus bovinus, 715 nucleotides long. RefSeq lists its product as uncharacterized. Lineage: Eukaryota; Fungi; Basidiomycota; Agaricomycetes; Boletales; Suillaceae. The record is from RefSeq and is a predicted model, not a curated record. Bases 113 to 490 code for a protein of 125 amino acids. The transcript is spliced from 4 exons.
UGAAGUUCGUACCAACCAGAACGGGCCUGAAUAAUACCAUGAAGACGCCUUGUAAACGAGGCCCGGAUAUCCUCUCGGCCUUACGAUAUGUAAUCCGAGAUAACUUCAUGCCAUGAGAUAUAAAAACAAGAAGCCGAGCAAGUUUUCGAAACAGCACUCACUUCUCUCACUUCCAGCAAUGCAGCUCCCACUUGCUUUCACGAUCCUCGUAACCUUUGCCACUAUUGCUGUGGCAUAUCCCACACCAGAAAUGGGGUUAGAAUGUAAUUCUUUGGUUCAGCGCGAACUUCCUGGAGACAUCGUCGUUUUUGACGCUAGGGACCCUGCUUCGUCUGGUUCUCCUGACUCUCCUGACUCUCCUGAUUCCCCCGACUCCCCCGACUCCCCCGACUCCCCCGACUCACCUGACUCCCCCGAUUCCCCCGACUCACCAUUCAAACGAGAGAAGGUUGAACCUAACUAUGACUACCAGAAAGAAGCUUCUGGCUAAUAGCCCAAAAGCGCGACAACUAAAACAUGUCUCCAAGAGGCAUUCCUGACCUUUUUUUUCGCUACUAUCAUCAUUCCUUAUUGUUUUUCAGCUGUAAAACAGGCAAGGAUUCACAAUGGGUGUGAGAGUGUCGAUUAACGGUCCCAACUUGUACUAGUACUGCUACUUGAUGUAGUAAACCAGAAUUCGCGUGUUAGACACAAUGAAAAUUCCAGUUAGCUAUGA